Molecule: messenger RNA, 1132 nt
Organism: Lingula anatina
Lineage: Eukaryota; Metazoa; Brachiopoda; Lingulata; Lingulida; Lingulidae
Biological process (GO): regulation of synaptic transmission, cholinergic; positive regulation of voltage-gated potassium channel activity; sleep
Source: RefSeq, a predicted model, not a curated record
UUCAGCAAAGAACAUUUUAUUUUAACUUCACAACACAAAGAUGGCUGGAAUAGGACGGACGGAGGUCGCAAUUCUCCUUGUAUCUUUACUCUGCCUCCUUCAGUGUGGUGGCGCACAAGACACACAGCCAGGGCAGCAAGAGGCCGAGAAACAAAGCGAGCCAGUAUUCUCUUGUAUCACAUGCCACUCGCUCAAGGAAAGGGAGUGUGAGGACACGUUUAAUGUGAACAUAAGUGACCCAGAGAAAUAUAUAAAAUUUGUGAAACCAUGUAAAGGACACAACAUGUGCAUGAAAAUUGUCGGAGAGGACAUGCAGGACCGUUCGCAGCGAAAAGUGGUUAUCCGUGGAUGUCCCCGAGUCGGUCCGGAGACCCCCGGGUUCAGCCGAACACGAGAGGAAUGCAUAAAUUAUGAAUACAAACACGAGGACCGAAGGAUUACAGACUCAGUUAUUGGCAAAAAAGAAGAAGUCCAGGAAUACGACUUGAAAGGAACAACAUGCUAUUGUAAAGGAGACAAAUGUAACAGCGGACAUCACGUGACGGGUCACGUGAUCCAUUAUGUGAUUGGCGUCAUUGUCGCAGUGUCAGUGUUUUUAGCCUGAUCCCAAGCCAUAAAAUGAUUAUGAAUAACGAUUGUGUGAAAUAUAAUGAUGACAAGUAUGACAAAUUUAAAAGGGAAAUACGUCAGUACAUAUUAUUAUUAUUAACACAUAGUUAGGCCUAUGUGUUUGCCUGCGCUUGCUAAGGAGCGGUACGAUGACAGCUUUUAAAUGCCAGAAAUGUGUGAUGUUUUGUGUUAGUACUCGUUAGUAAUACGGAUAAUACAGAAAAAAAGACUACAACUAGAUCUUUAAGUUAUCCGAAAUAAAUGAAUAAAAAGAUCACCAGUUAGAAGUUUUCCCAAAUGAAGACACGUUUUGUGACAGAAUGGGUUGAACAGCCCAAACAGAAGCCUUAAUAUCUAUGUUUUAAAGAGGAAAUACCCAAUUAGUGACUGAAUAUAUUUAAACCUGAUGUGGAAUAGGAGAUACAGUAAAAAGGGGGCUUUGCAAAUAAUUUUCGUCAUUUAAGUUAUCUUUGAGAAUCUACGAGUGUUGAAACAAUUGGAAGAUAUUAAAUGUUCACAUCUA